This is a messenger RNA of Phalaenopsis equestris, 1946 nucleotides long. RefSeq names its product zinc finger CCCH domain-containing protein 59. Gene Ontology annotation, cellular component: post-mRNA release spliceosomal complex. Gene Ontology annotation, biological process: mRNA splicing, via spliceosome. The transcript has 10 exons. The coding region runs from base 85 to 1923 and encodes 612 amino acids. Lineage: Eukaryota; Viridiplantae; Streptophyta; Magnoliopsida; Asparagales; Orchidaceae. The record is from RefSeq and is a predicted model, not a curated record. Gene Ontology annotation, molecular function: RNA lariat debranching enzyme activator activity; metal ion binding.
CCCAUUUUGAUCGGAACUCAAAUCCAUUCGAGCUGUUCGUUUUCUGAAGUGAGCUCCCUACCCCGCCACUUCUCGUCGACAAUCAUGGCCGGUUCUCCUCCAAGAAUUCUCCUCUGCGGCGACGUUCUUGGCCGCCUCAACCAGCUCUUCAAGCGAGUCCAAUCGGUGAACAAGUCCACCGGUCCCUUCGAUGCGCUUCUCUGCGUCGGCCAGUUCUUCCCUGAUUCCGCCAAUGGCCUGGAGGAGUUUGCUAACUACUUUGAUGGUUCUUCUCCCAUCCCCAUCCCAACCUACUUCAUUGGAGACUAUGGUGCUGGUUCCACUCGAUUCGUCUCCGCUGCGGCCAAGCUCCCCUCUAACAAUGGCUUCAAGACGGAUGGCCUUGAGGUUUGCCCUAAUCUCUAUUGGCUCAAGGGCAGUGGCAAGUUUUCACUCCACGGGUUAUCGGUCUUUUAUUUGUCCGGCAGGCAAAUUCCCGAUGACGAAGGUAAUGGCCGGUACAGUCGAGACGAUGUUGAUGCAUUGAGAGCUUUAGCGGAGGAGCCAGGAGUGGUGGAUAUUUUCAUGACUAAUGAAUGGCCAUCUGGAGUCUGGAAUAGAACUGAUUUAUCUGAAGCAGCCGCAGGAGUGUCAGAUCCUUCGGACAGUGAUCCUGUUGUCGCCGAACUGGCUGUGGAGAUAAAGCCUCGUUAUCACAUUGCUGGAACUAAAGCUGUGUUUUAUGCACGUGAACCCUACUUCAAUGAUGGUGCUGUACAUGUUACUCGUUUUAUCGGUCUAGCUUCUGUAGGGAACAAAGAGAAACUGAAAUUUAUUCAUGCAAUUUCUCCUACUCCAGCAUCUACAAUGCCGGCUUCAGAAGUCUGUUUAAAACCACCAAAUGCAACAGUAUCUCCAUAUACUUUGGAAGGCGCUAUCAAUCAUACAAAAGAACACACUAAAAGGCCCGCUAAUAGUGAUUCUGUUGAUCAAUACUGGCGGUACGAUGUUUCAAAAAAGAGGCCGAGGAAUGGAGUUGCUGGGGAAAGAUUGUGCUUCAAAUAUAUUUCUUCUGGAGCUUGUGCCCAAGGGAAAAAGUGUAGUUAUCGACACGAUGAAGAAGCCAGGGGACAAUAUCUUAAAAAUGUUUGUUUUGAUUUUCUUAACAAAGGAAAAUGUGAGCGUGGUCCGGAUUGCAGAUUUAGGCAUAAUUUGAUAGAGGAAGGAGAUACGCUCAUCGUAGAAGGGCAGGGUUGUCAAAAUGGAAAAUCUUAUAGGAGGAUCCCAGAGAAAAAGUGUUGGUUCUGCUUGUCAAGCCCUGAUGCUGAGGUCCAUCUUGUGCUUAGCAUCGGGGAAAGUUACUACUGUGCACUAGCCAAAGGUCCCCUUGUUCAAGAUCAUGUGCUGUUGAUACCGAUUGAGCACCACCCUAAUACUUUAACAACAUCGCCGGAGUCGGAGGUAGAACUUGGAAAUUAUAAAAAUGCCCUCAAAGUUUAUUUCAAGAACCAGGAAAAAGCAGUUGUGUUCUUUGAGUGGAUUUUUCAAAAUAGCCCUCACGCUAAUCUUCAGGUUGUACCAAUUCCCUUCUCCAAAGCAUCUAACGUGCAGCGGAUAUUUAAUUUCGCCGCCAAGAGAUUAGGAUUUGAAUUUUCAGUCACAGCUCCAGGUGGGGACAAUGGUGAAGGUAGAAUUUCUUUGAGAUCCGUGUUUGAUGGGAAAUCAAAUUUAUUUUACGUGGAACUCCCAAAUGGGACUAUACUUUCACAUUCUGUUGAUGAUAAGGAGAAGCUACCUGUUCAAUUUGGCCGCGAGGUAUUAGCAGGCCUCUUAAACAUGGCAGAUAAAGCAGAUUGGAGGAACUGUAAGCUGAGCAAAGACGAAGAGCUGCAGAUGGUGCAAAAUUUCAAGACAGGUUUUGAGGAAUUUGAUCCUGCUGCUUGAUAUAUAUAUAUAUAUAUAUAUAU